This is a messenger RNA of Homalodisca vitripennis (glassy-winged sharpshooter), 1513 nucleotides long. RefSeq lists its product as uncharacterized. The transcript has 7 exons. The record is from RefSeq and is a predicted model, not a curated record. Lineage: Eukaryota; Metazoa; Arthropoda; Insecta; Hemiptera; Cicadellidae. The coding region runs from base 735 to 1355 and encodes 206 amino acids.
CCCUUUCGUUACGUCACGGUUGACGUCACCACUCAUCGCCCGUCUGUCUAAUCUACAGACGGUAGCCGGCCAUAUAGCCACAGCGUUGUUAAAAUGACUUCUAAUGAAGAUGAAAAUGAGCAAAAUGCGUAUCAAAAUAAAAGAAAAAAAGGUGUGAAGCAACUGAUUUACAAAUGCGAAAAGAUAAAAAAGGCAAGACUUUUGAAUGAAGAAUAUGUCAACUGGAAGGGAAAACAGUUCAACCCAAUGAACAUGGAUUUGAUUGUAGUUGCAAAUGGAAAUGCAUUCCAAGAAAAAUAUCAGCUGUUGUUUCGAUGGAAAUAUACCAAGUUUUUAGACUUUUCAACCAAAAAUGAACAAGAUGCCUACCUAGAGGCUUUAAUCAAGUGUAAGCCAAUUCAAAGAGAACGACAAUCAAAACAAUGAGGCUGGACCAAGCAAGCCAAAACAACAUUCAUUUAAGUACCUACUAUCCACUGCCCAAGGUAUCCUCGAGCUGCGGUGAGGAUUGGGUUCCCGCAGGUUAGGGCAACACUUGCUCGGUGCCGACGGCUAAGAAGUCCUCCCAUACCGAAUUCUUUGCUGGAUUUCAGCAACAUGUUGCAAAAUCCGCGAUGGGAGGAACUUGGCCGCACUCUGGCAAACGUUUUUCAGAGGUGUGAUCGGCCCAGGUGGAAGAUGGAUGGCACGCUGCAGUGUACUUGUCAUCAAGGCUGCUGGCCGGUCUUAUCAAUAUGCGGUGUGUCCACCUUUAUGCCACAUACAAGGUGUUGCAUAUCCAACUGGGAGCACAUCUGGAACUGUUGACUGCGCACGCAGAAUAUUUAAAUCACCUCUUCCCAGUUGCAUUUGUCAUUAUGACCAGAAAAACGCAGAUAGCUUAUGAUGGGGUGCUCCAGUACCUAAAACGGUUGGUGCCACAGUGGGAGCCGGAAGUCGUGAUGGUUGACUUUGAGGCUGCCAUCAGAAAUGCAGCCCGCUUAGUUUGGCCACAUAUCAGAGUGGUGGGUUGUUUCUUCCACUACGCUCAAGCUGUGUAUAGAAUGCACACAACGUUGUGGCUGAGACCUCUUACUGAGGAGAACCUUGAGGCAGGGAAGGCAAUAGACAUGUUAAUGUCAUUGUGCCUACUCCCUGCUGAGAGAGCUCAAGCAGGCUUGGACGUAGUGUGCCACUACGUAAGAACACAUGGCAUAUUUCAACAGUUUAGGCCAAUCUUGAUGUACAUGAGAAACACAUGGAUGCGUUCUGUGGGCCCAAACACCUUUAGCGUGUUUGGCCAGUCCCACAGAACAAAUAAUGCAUUAGAAGGGUUUUACAGCCUUUUGUUGAGGAGGAUGGGCUCUCAACCUUGAGUCUGGGCUUUCAAUGAUGAGCUAAGGAAAAUUGAGUCCUCCCAGUGGUUGGACUACAGGAGAAUUAGCGAUGGGAUUCUCCAUGUAAGACCGACCAGGAGAGCUUACAGGAGGCAGGACAGAGCCAUCCAUGGGCCGUCUGAGCAGCUGAUGCUUGG